AGAAGUGUGCUAAGAGUAGGCCGCGAAACAUUUCUCUGAUUUUGGCUUCAAAAAUAAUUAUGAAAACCUAGCAAUUAUACUACAUCAGUUUCAGUUGUCAAGAAACUCGUCGGUCGUCACAGACCUCCUUGUGACUAGCAGCAAAAUGUCUCGCGGCAGCCCGUUUUCGUAGGAAGCCCUGCAGCUACAUUCCGUGCGACUCCGGUCUGCUAGACAGCUAGUAGCUUCGAUUGCAGCGACGUAUACCAGAUCUAGCGAGGCGCUCCUGCGAAGAUGGCCGGCAUCGGAGAUCAGGUCGGUGAGACCGUUCAGAAGUACCUGGUGGAAUUCUUCGAAAAGUUCGGGGCCGGAGAAGAUGGGAAGGGGUAAGAUACAAGAUCUGCUUUUGCCUACGUGGUGUUUUUGCAUAGAUAAAGAUGGACUCAGAUGAAUGUGAAGAUUCAAAAAUGUCCCGCCACAAUUAAAGAAAUCCCCCCGCCCACUUCCAAAAAGGUACUACUACGAGAAGGUGUGCGAGAUGGUGGACGAGCAGCAGAAAACGCUGUACCUGAACUACCAGCACCUGGACCAGAUUGACGACGCCAACAUGAACGAGGCCAGCGGGAAUCAAAACCCCAAUGCGUUGACGUUUGUGAUGAACGAUUUAAAAGAGGUCCUCCACUAUAAGUACUACGACGCCCGGAAGUACCUCGACCAAGCCGUGCCGCAGUUUAUGCGCUACGUCGGCGACAACGAGGAGAAGGUGGCAAAGUACGUGUCCGAGGGAAAAUCCCAGGCCUGGGUGCUGGCCGUUUUCAACUUUUCCACCAGGACGCCGCUGCGGGACCUGAACAUGAUGCACGCGGGCCAGUUGCGCGAAAUCAGUGGCACGGUGACCCGCACGACGGAAACGAAGCCCGAAUUGCUCGUCGGCUGCUUCGACUGCAGUAUAUGUUUUGAUACGAUGACAACUUCUCGAAGGGCUAAACAGCACGGAGAGCCGUUCUUCCAGAUUUGUAAUGCAAAACGCGCAAUCUUCCCGCUUUCGCUUUUGCUGUUUUAGCAUUACACAUUCACGUAAAUAAACCUCAGAUUCCUGCGGCACCGAGAUCACCAAUGUGGUGCAAGAGUUCAAAUACACCCUCCCCGUCCGCUGUACCCAGAACGAGUGCGGGAACAAAAGGUCUUUCACGUUGAAGCCCCAGGCCGAGGGCACGGAGUACGGGGACUGGCAGCGGGUCCGCAUUCAGGAGAGCGAGCACGACAUUCCGGCGGGCAGCAUGCCGCGCACGUUGGACGUGAUCGUGCGCGGGGAGCUGUGCGAGAACUGUAAAGCCGGGGACAAGAUCGCAAUUACCGGGUGCUUGAUCGUGGUUCCGGACGUGCCCAGCUUGAUGAAGCCGGGCGAGAUGAAGCAGAGCAUACGAAGAGACGUGAACCGGAGGCACCGAACGAACUACGUGGAGGGAAUCAAGGGGUUGAAAGACAUGGGCGCGCGGGAGUUGACAUACAAAGUCAUGUACAUUGCCUCCGUGAUCCGCACCGUGGACCAGGAUUACGAAACGCUCGGUAACGUGGACGAUCAAAAGGUCGCCGGGUUGAGACUGACACCAGAAGAGGCGGAGAGGAUGGCGGAAUUGUCGAAGCACGUACUUACAUACAAAAUUUUGAUGUCAACAAAAUAGCGACACCGUUGCCGCACUAAUCGUCGGUAGUGUCAUGUUGAUGUGUCAUGGGAUAAAUCGAGAACUGUAAAGGCUGAUUUUCUUAAAACUACAACACACGACAGACCAACAUCAAGGGCGAGCCAGACACGUUUGAUGUGCUCGCGCGGGCGAUCGCCCCCAACGUCCAUGGGCAGAUGUUCACGAAAAAGGGGCUGCUACUGCAGAUGAUCGGUGGCGUUGAGAAGAAGACACCCGAGGGGAUCAAGCUGCGGUCGGACAUCAACGUGUGCAUCGUCGGCGACCCAAGUACCGCGAAGAGCCAGUUUCUCAAGUACGUGGCGGGGUUCAUGCCGCGAAGCAUCUACACCAGCGGAAAAACCAGUACCGCAGCAGGUUUGACUGCGUCGGUAACAAGGGACGAAGAUGCGCGCGAUAUGGUCAUCGAGCCAGGAGCGUUGAUGCUCGCGGAUAAUGGUAAAAUGCAUUUGAUGAUGUUGAGAGUUACUUUGAUUCCAGGUUUUUCGAAGUCCUUGUGGUCUGAUGCACUGCGGAUAAGCAUACGAAUCUGCUGGACUUGGUGCCUUUCUGUAUGCAAAACGAAGAGAACAUGUUUAUCAUGCAAUAGGUAUCUGCUGCAUCGACGAGUUCGACAAGAUGGACCCGAAGGAUAUGUCUGCCAUUCACGAAGCGAUGGAACAGCAGACCAUUACCCUGGCCAAGGCGGGCAUCCACGCGACCCUCAACGCGAAAUGCUCGGUGCUCGCGGCGGCAAAUCCAACGAAGAACACGUAUAUGCUUCAAUACUUCGAUGCGAAUUGUGAGAGAUUCUUAUCUUUUGAGUCUCGUAGUAAUAUUCACAUGUGUAGUAUAUGAAUACGCGAUGUUCGUGGCGGGAUGGACCCUUGCUCGAACAUGACUUAUUAACACAGGUACGACACAAGCAAGGACUUGUUCGCCAAUGUGAGUAUGACGGCACCGAUUCUAUCGCGUUUCGACUUGUUCUUUUUGCUGCUCGACCGCCCGGAUGAUGAAGCCUUGGACCAGCAGAUCGCGCAACACAUUAUCAUGAUGCACGCUUGCUACGACGAGCCAGAGAAAGUUGAAACCACGGAGGACGAUGUCACGCAGGAGGAACUGAGAAAGUAUAUACUUAUGUAUGAGAUAGGGCCUCUUGUUCGUUCUUCCAAGUAUAGUCAGCUUGUAGUUCGACGGCACGGUGGUUGUACCCGCGUGCAGUGUCAUCUGUAGUUAUUUCAUGUAGAGACUAAAGAAAGUUUAGUGACAAAUCCCCACUCCCUCCCGCUUCGCAGGUACAUCCGGUCCGCCCAAACGUUGAAACCCGCGCUGAGCCAGGAAUCACGGCGCAUGCUGGUCCGCGCGUACAAGAAGCUCCGGCAGGAGACGCAGCGACGACCGGGCGCCUACAGUGUUACAGUCAGGCAGCUCGAGUCGCUCGUGCGAUUGUCUGAAGCCAUUGCGCGCGUCUACAUGGACACCCACGUGAAGACGCAGUAUGUGGAAGAGGCUUUUGAGUUGAUGAUGCAGUCCCAGGGCGAGGGGAUCGGUGGCGAGAUCGACUUAGAGCCGGAUGAGGAAGAGCAGGAGGAAAUUCGGAAAGAGCAAGAAGCUGCCGGGAAUGUACCGGAGGAGCAAAAAGACGGACCUUUACCGGCCGGCAAGGCGCCGAAGCCACGGCAGCGGGCGCUGGAAUUCGCGGAAUACAAGUAUGUCAAUACGGGCUUUUUCGAAAAUGCAUUUUGUUGUAUGUCUAUGCUCAUAACGUGAUCGUGUUGCUGUUGCUUGCUGAUAGUGAGUGUUUCCGUUUCGAACAAUUCGCGGUCCAAAAAAUCCGAACUACCAACAGGCAAAUCGUCUCCGUGUUGAUGUCAAAGCUGGAGGAGGUAGAAGUGGAAAACGAGGACGGCAUCGAGGAGGAGGACUUGAUUAUCAAAAGGAAAAAUCCCCCCUCCCCAUAUCAAAACGGAAAUUUGUAAUGCAGAUUUGUUGUCACAAAUCAGCUUUGUCAUGCUACACGGGAAAAGAUGCGGACUGUAGUGCUGGGUGGCGUGGCGAAGCCUUGCAUCUUCAGCAUGAGAGGAGGCAUCUGAGAGUGGGAAACAGCAUGACAAAUUGUCUGCAAACGAGGCAACGACUGCGGCUCUUGGCCUUCUAGCAUGACAAAUCGAUUUGUGACCUCAAAUACAGCAUCACAAAUUUCGUUUUCGAUAUGGGGAGGGGGGAUUUUUCCUUUCGAUAUUGAUCGGUUGGUAUUUGGAGCAGCUCGAGGACGAGAUCGAAAACGAGUCCCAGCUGGCGGUAUCAAAUGUAAAAAUGUCUGGGUCUGGAAGAAUGCAACUUGUCAUGCUAAAUCUGAAGCAUGCAAAAAUCUGUGUUGCAUGAUUAAGUACAAAAAGUCGUACAGUUUUGACCAAGUCGGGAGGGAGUUUCUCAUGCAGGAUAGGCAUGAAAGAGAUCGCACAGAAUCUGUCAUGCUAGGUCCUGCAUUCCAGGCUUCAUGGGUCUUGGAGAAGCUGCAUGACAAAUCGCGCAUUUUUCCAGACCCAGACAUUUUUGCAUUUGAUAGGCGGAAAGGGAAAACCAAACCCGGAUGAUCAUCCGGCGUAUGAUCAACAAGGAAAGGGUGAUUCUCAUUGCCGAGGAGAAUCCGGAGGACCCGCGGAGGCACAAACUGAAGAAACACCCGAACUUUACCAUGCUCAGCACCCGCGGCGGGCAGGCGCAUUUGCGAUAAAGUUUUUGGAGAAUGAAAAUUGUUAUUGUUGCGCAAAAAAUUUUCUCGUUUUAGCCAAAGCGCUGAAGCAAAGUUUUAUUUGAAGUAGCUCUAGAAUCGUGAGAAGAAGGAUAUACAUUUACCCGGAUGCCACGAAUCCAAUAUCAACAAACAAAGCAAAGCUUCACGCUCGCGGAAAGCGAGGCGGGUGGUUAGGUUUUUUUGGAAUCAUUGACAUUCCGUGGAGGUGCUGUUGUCACACUGCUCUUGAAUGAUUUUUCCUCUUUAUCAACAAAUCUAUUGUGCGCCAGAUUUCUCAUCUGGCAAGCAAGAUGCACUUGGAUGCGUCUACCUGAAUUUUUCCUCUGUGCAUGAGAACGAAAGUUCGCAUUUAUUUUGACUGAAAUCAUAAGUGUUUCAGUCGAGGAAACAUGAUGAAGUUUUUUAUGUCUGCAACUGUCGCUGAAGCGCAGGCGCACUGGUG
Messenger RNA from Amoebophrya sp. A120, 4861 nucleotides. NCBI's taxonomy places the organism in Eukaryota, Dinophyceae, Syndiniales, Amoebophryaceae. The record is from the annotation of a GenBank genome assembly.